GUGCCCCGCGCCUGCGCGUUGGCCGAGGGGAAGGCAGCGGCGGCGGCUUGCUAGUCUGAGGGGCUGAGGGGAGGAUGGCGGCGACGGCCGCCGAGGACGAGGCGACCGAGGAGGGGCAGCAGCAGCGGCGGCGGCGGCGGCGGCGGCGACCGUAGGAGCGGAGGCGCGUCUGCUCGGCCCGCGCACGAUGUUCGGGCGCUCGCGCAGCUGGGGCGGCGGCGGCAAGGCCUCGCGCAACAUCCACUCGCUCGAGCACCUCAAAUAUAUGUAUCACAUUCUGACCAAAAAUACCACUGUGACUGACCACAACCGCAACCUGUUGGUGGAAACCAUUCGAUCGAUAACAGAGAUCCUGAUCUGGGGAGAUCAAAACGACAGUUCGGUCUUUGACUUUUUCCUGGAGAAGAACAUGUUUGUGUUCUUCCUGAACAUCUUGCGUCAGAGGUCGGGCCGCUACGUGUGUGUGCAGCUUCUGCAGACUUUGAAUAUCCUCUUUGAGAACAUUAGUCACGAAACGUCUCUGUACUAUCUACUGUCUAACAACUAUGUGAAUUCUAUCAUUGUGCACAAAUUUGACUUCUCAGAUGAAGAAAUCAUGGCAUACUAUAUUUCAUUCCUAAAAACACUUUCUCUGAAGCUCAAUAAUCACACUGUUCACUUUUUUUACAAUGAGCAUACCAAUGAUUUUGCCUUGUACACGGAGGCCAUUAAAUUCUUCAACCAUCCAGAAAGCAUGGUCAGGAUUGCAGUUAGGACCAUCACGUUAAAUGUCUACAAAGUGGACAACCAGGCUAUGUUGCACUACAUUCGAGACAAGACUGCUGUCCCUUACUUCUCCAACCUCGUCUGGUUUAUUGGAAGUCACGUGAUAGAACUGGACAACUGUGUUCAAACUGAUGAGGAGCACAGAAACAGGGGCAAGCUGAGUGACCUUGUAGCUGAGCACCUGGAUCACCUUCAUUACCUGAAUGAUAUCCUAAUUAUUAACUGUGAGUUCUUAAACGAUGUAUUGACGGACCACUUGCUGAACAGCCUCUUCUUGCCGCUCUACGUGUACUCGUUGGUCAGUCAGGACAAGGCUGGAGAACGGCCAAAAAUAAGCCUCCAGGUUUCUCUGUAUCUGUUGUCCCAAGUUUUCCUAAUCAUACAUUAUGCACCCCUGGUGAAUUCAUUGGCUGAAGUCAUUCUGAACGGAGACCUCUCUGUGCUUUUUUCAAAAGCGGAGCAGGAUAUCCAGAAAAACUCCAUCAAGACGGGCAUCAGGUGCUUCAUUAAACCUUCCGAGACCUUGGAGCGCUCUCUAGAAAUUAAUAAACAGAAGGGAAAAAAGAGACUGCAGAAAAGGCCCAACUAUAAAAACAUUGGGGAGGAUGAGGAGGAAGAGCGGGUCCCGGAAGACCCCCAAGAAGGCACAGAGAGUCCUUCCAAAGGCAUCAAGCCCAGUGGGGAGAGUGAAGAAAUCGAGAUGGUGAUCAUGGAACGCUGCAAAUUAAUUUCUGCCACAGAGCAAAACAUAACAGAUGAGGAGAAGAGCGCAGCUGCUUCCGAAACGUCCAGUUGGAACCGGCCUUUUCUGGAGAUGGUGUAUAAUGCCCUGGAGUGUGCUGAGUUUGACUAUUAUGCUCUUUUUGUGUUGUGUCUUCUCUACGCCAUGUCUCACAACAAAGGAAUCAAGCCAAUCACCCUGGAGAGGAUUCAGUUAUCGGCCCAGGAAGCCGAGGAGAAGAACUCGUACAACCCCGGGCUUGCGGAAAGGCUCAUCAGGAUCAUGAGCUAUGCUGCUCAGCCAGAUGGCAAAAUUCGUUUGGCCACCCUGGAUCUUGGCUGCCUGCUGUUGAAGCAGCUGGUGUUGACCAAGCACGGUAGCAUUAUAAAAGACGUGCACCUUGCCUGCUUGGAGGGGGCAAGAGAAGAAAGCGUUCAUCUGGUGCGGCGUUUUUAUAAGGGAGAAGAAAUUUUUCUGGAUAUGUUUGAAGAUGAAUAUAGAAGUAUGACUCUGAAGCCCAUGAACGUGGAGUACUUGAUGAUGGAUGCUUCCAUCCUGCUGCCGCCCACAGGAACCCCCCUCACAGGGAUUGACUUUGUGAAGAGGCUCCCCUGUGGAGACGUGGAGAGAACGAGGAGGGCCAUCCGAGUGUUCUUCAUGCUGCGCUCUCUAUCACUGCAUCUUCAGGAUGAGCCAGAGACGCAGCUGCCUCUGACGAGGGAGGAGGACUUAAUUAGAACGGACGACGUCCUGGAUCUGAAUAACAGUGAUUUGAUUGCCUGCACCGUGAUCACCAAAGACAGUGGUCAAGUCCAGAGGUUUCUGGCUGUGGAUAUUUACCAGAUGAGUUUGGUGGAGCCAGAUGUUGGACGCUUAGGCUGGGGAGUUGUUAAAUUUGCUGGCCUUCUCCAGGACAUGCAGGUGACAGGAGUGGAAGAUGACAGCCGGGCCCUGAACAUCGUCAUACACAAGCCGGCUUCCAGCCCACACUCGAAACCCUUCCCCAUCCUUCAGGCGACCUUCAUUUUUUCAGAUCACAUCCGUUGCAUCAUUGCAAAGCAGCGCUUAGCCAAGGGACGCAUCCAGGCUCGGCGUAUGAAAAUGCAAAGAAUUGCAGCUCUUCUAGACUUGCCAGUCCAGCCAGCCAAUGAAGUGAUGGGCUUUGGACAUAGCUCUGCUGCUGCAACACAGCAUCUGCCAUUCCGGUUUUAUGAGCAAGCCCGGCGAAGCAGCUGCGACCCAGCUGUGCAGCGCUCGGUGUUUGCAUCUGUCGACAAAGUCCCAGGCUUUGCUGUUGCCCACUGUCUCAACCAGCACAACCCCUCCUCGUCGUCAUCGCUGUCCCCUUCCUCCAGCAGGAGCACCGGGUGCUGCGACUCGGCGGCUGCCAGUACCACGUCCAUGCCCUCCGUUACACAGAGCCCGUCAGAUGACUCGGUCACACUUGAGCAAUCUCAGCCCUCUUCGUCCGGUCAUCAAUCCACAGUAGAUCGCUCUUCGCUGCCCAUUUUGAAAUCUGGCAAGAACCAUGCAAAGAGUGAAGCGGAACCGGCAAACUUGUCUCCGAGCCUGAUUCCUGCCCCACAGCCUACAAUCUCCUUGAUCUCCAAGGACAGCACGGACACCCUGAGCACUGAGUCGCUGACGCUGGUCCCCCCAGUGGCUGUGGACAGCAUUCUUGCUGUCGGCUGCGUCCAGCCCCCGGCUGCAGAGCUGGGUGUCUGCCCGGAUCCAGAGCAGCAGCCGUAGCCAUCCGCCAGAGUGCGACCCCGAGUUGGAGGGUGAGUCGGGCCUCGUCCACGUGAGCAGCUCUCGAGGCCUGGUGACCUCCCCGGCGUGUCGCCUGCUUCUCUUACCAAACAGUAGGCAAACCUUCAGCAUUUCUUUACGGGAAAGGUAAAAAAGAGGCAGCUGUGAGACCUGGGACUGGUAUGGGACGCUGGCGGCAGGGCGUAAUUUAAGGGACUGGAAAUAGCAGGGGUUUCUGAAGGACCUGUGGAUUUUUCCCUUGCCGCUUGUUCUGUUCCGCUUCUACUGAGUUUGCUGCCGGCAAAGCCAAGUCAGCUCCUUUGGGCUGGAUCUUCACCGAACGUCCCACUUUCUGCUCUGCCCCAGAGGGAUUUCCCCCACGAACACAGACACGCCGUUAGAGCAAAACUCUUCUGGUCUACCAGCCUCUCCCAGUUUCUUUUUUCUUUGUGUCUUUCCUUUUCCUUGAGGGCACGAUAGUCUGUGGGAAUCCUAGCUGAGCUGCCAUUUGUACUCAUAGCACUGUAAACUUCAACAUUGAGCUUGUGUGUAUUCCGUGUGAAAUAAUUUUAACUUGAAGCUGUACACACACAUCUGUUACGGGUGGGGAUUUGCAAAUACAGAAUUCAGAUUUUUUGCGUACAUCUUAAGGGCUGCUUUGGGUGAACACAUGGAGGAAUGUUGUCAGGAGUUUUGUGUAAAGGAUUUCAGAGGAAUGUAAAGUAUUUUAGCAUACUGA
Candoia aspera is the source of this 3974-nucleotide messenger RNA. RefSeq names its product C-type lectin domain containing 16A (gene CLEC16A). The record is from RefSeq and is a predicted model, not a curated record. The transcript is spliced from 23 exons. Gene Ontology annotation, cellular component: late endosome; endolysosome membrane. Gene Ontology annotation, biological process: endosomal transport; endosome to lysosome transport; regulation of autophagosome maturation. The coding region runs from base 188 to 3235 and encodes 1015 amino acids. Lineage: Eukaryota; Metazoa; Chordata; Lepidosauria; Squamata; Candoiidae.